Messenger RNA from Magnolia sinica, 1460 nucleotides. RefSeq names its product 2-methyl-6-phytyl-1,4-hydroquinone methyltransferase, chloroplastic. The coding region runs from base 285 to 1307 and encodes 340 amino acids. Gene Ontology annotation, biological process: methylation. Gene Ontology annotation, molecular function: 2-methyl-6-phytyl-1,4-benzoquinone methyltransferase activity. The transcript is spliced from 3 exons. NCBI's taxonomy places the organism in Eukaryota, Viridiplantae, Streptophyta, Magnoliopsida, Magnoliales, Magnoliaceae. The record is from RefSeq and is a predicted model, not a curated record.
UCUCUCUCUCUCUCUCUCUCUCUCAUAUUUCAUGGAUUUGCCUAAACCACGAUAAGCUGGUAAGCCAUCUCUCCUUUGUCCUCCCUCACUUUCCAUUUCUUUAGAAGAAGAAAAACCAAUUUCUUAUAUAACGAAGUUGAGAGAGAGAGAGAGAGAGAGUCUUUCUUUCUAUAUCUAGACCCAAUCGCUAGAUUUCUGUUUUCCUUCCAUGUUUGGUCUGCUCAAUCACUAGAAUAAAGAAAGAAUCAGUUUUUUCUUGUGGGUUUUCUUCAUUUCACCAUUUCAUGGCUUCUUCAAUGGUCAAUGGAGCUGAAAACCUCACACUCUUCAGAGGAAGAGCUCCAGCUGGGCUUGGUUUCUUUGGGUCAGCCUUUCAUGGCUCACAUAUACCCAAGAUGAAUGUAUUGUCCUUGGUUGGGAAUCCCAAAGUAAGAGCCCCAAUACCCAAAUGCAGCAUGUCCCCUUCAAGGCCUGCUUCCCAGCCUAGAUUCAUUCAGCACAAGAAAGAGGCCUUUUGGUUCUACAGGUUCCUUUCCAUAGUCUAUGAUCAUAUCAUAAACCCUGGCCAUUGGACUGAGGACAUGAGGGAUGAUGCCCUUGAGCCCGCUGACCUCAACGAUCGGAGGAUGAUUGUUUUGGAUGUCGGUGGUGGGACCGGCUUCACGACGUUGGGCAUUGUUAAGCACGUCGAUGCCAAGAACGUCACGAUCCUCGACCAGUCACCCCACCAGCUUGCCAAGGCGAAGCAGAAGGAGGCGUUGAAGGAAUGCAAGAUUAUUGAGGGGGAUGCGGAGGACCUCCCGUUCCCAACAGAUUAUGCUGAUAGAUAUGUGUCCGCUGGAAGCAUUGAGUACUGGCCUGACCCUCAGCGAGGGAUCAAAGAAGCAUAUAGGGUCUUGAAACUAGGCGGAAAAGCAUGUCUGAUUGGUCCUGUAUAUCCCACCUUUUGGUUGUCCCGCUUCUUUGCGGAUGUGUGGAUGCUUUUCCCCAAAGAGGAAGAGUACAUAGAGUGGUUCGAAAAGGCUGGAUUCAAAGAUGUUCAGUUGAAAAGGAUUGGUCCCAAGUGGUACCGAGGAGUGCGCCGGCAUGGACUGAUCAUGGGAUGCUCCGUGACAGGUGUAAAAAAAGCAUCAGGGGAUUCUCCUUUGCAGCUUGGACCGAAGGCUGAGGAUGUGACCAAGCCCGUAAAUCCAUUCGUGUUCUUUCUACGCUUCAUUCUAGGAGCGAUGGCGGCAACGUAUUUCGUGCUGGUUCCAAUUUACAUGUGGCUCAAAGAUCAAAUAGUCCCCAAAGGUAGGCCAAUAUGAGCUUGUAUGAUGACGAAGCACAGAGCUGUUCUUUUUAUCCUUGCAAAGCUGUGAGAAAAAGCUUGUAUCAAUCAUGUUAGGAGUUGCAUUUUCUCUUUUUAGAAAGCUCUUUGUAGAUUUCCUUUGGCCUCAAUGAACUGCUUUUCCCUGUCA